Molecule: messenger RNA, 1659 nt
Organism: Cyprinus carpio (common carp)
Lineage: Eukaryota; Metazoa; Chordata; Actinopteri; Cypriniformes; Cyprinidae
Gene: mrap2a
Product: melanocortin 2 receptor accessory protein 2a
Biological process (GO): regulation of adenylate cyclase-activating G protein-coupled receptor signaling pathway; protein localization to plasma membrane
Cellular component (GO): endoplasmic reticulum; plasma membrane
Molecular function (GO): type 4 melanocortin receptor binding; type 5 melanocortin receptor binding; corticotropin hormone receptor binding
Source: RefSeq, a predicted model, not a curated record
GAGAGAUGCGUGAUCUCAUCAUAUAUUCAGCCCGGUCUCUCGAGCCCGCUGGAGACCUCACGAGUAGCGGUACUUACAGAACGCCCACCUACACCACAUUUUCUGACUUUUGCCUUUGAGCACAGCCGUGAGAUGUUCGCAGGAUAAGGAUGAAUUUGUUGGCAGUAUUGGUGUUAAAACAGCUGCUUCCGUUCUCAGCUCUGGAUGCAGCAGAUGAUUGUGUUGUAGCACCGACUGCUGUGAGAAACGGUGAUGUUUCUUUCCCGUAAGCGCUCUUAUUAGCAGUUUUGAUCUGUGAUUGAAGAUGCCGAGGUUCCAGCAUUUAAACAGCACUAGUAUACCAAAUCACAAUUAUGAAUGGAGCUACGAAUACUACGACGACGAAGAACCUGUGUCUUUUGAGGGACUCAAAGCACAUCGAUAUUCCAUUGUGAUCGGCUUUUGGGUGGGUCUUGCAGUUUUUGUGAUUUUUAUGUUUUUUGUUCUGACUCUUCUGACCAAAACAGGGGCACCACACCCAGAGGCCACGGAGCCUUAUGAGAAACGAAUGCGUCUCACAAGCUGCGCUGAGGGUCUGGGCCGCCAACGUGAGGCAGACACCCGAACGAGUCUCUCUCGCCCAUUGCUGGAAGAGUCCCGGUCUUUUUUUCACUGUUACAUAAACGAAGAAGAGCGAGAAGGAGGCAGGGCCACUGCAGGUGCCGCCCAUGGAUGUACAGGCAGCGGCGACUCCAGAAACCAGGUGGAAACGGUCGGCCUAGCCGUGCAAAGCAUGGUCAUGGACACCAGGGCAGAACGAGAGGCGGCACUCUUGGCACAUUUUAACAUCCCCAACUUCGUGAACUCAGAACUGAACUCUGUGUUAGGGGAUGAAGAUUUACUACUAGGCGAUCCACCGAUCAUAAUGGAGGAGGCCCGUCCACGCUGUACCCAUCAUAUCAUCGACUAAUCCACCAGUUUAAAGAUGGCCUUUUUCACUCAUUAUGGCUCCAUUAUUGUCUUCAACUCAGCCUGUGAUCUCUAAAAGUGAAGAGUGAUGGUGUUUUGCUUCAAAAGCUCUGCUUUUGCAGCGCACGCUUUAAGGCUGAGCUAUUUUCUGACAUCUGGGGUCUACAGUGACUCAUGAUGUCAGGCCGCAAGAUAAAAAAAGGUGGGAUUGCACGAAUGGGAUUUGGGGAAUGUGUUCUUGAAAGCAGCGACAACAUGCUAAGACUGUUGGGAGAAAAUGCCAGAUAUUUAAAGAAAAACAAUGAAAUCAAGGAUGUUGUUUCCGGUUGUAGGAAGACAUUCCAGUAGAUUGCAAUGCCUUAUUGAUUCACACUUCAUUUCUACUAUCAGCAUGAUUUAAAAAAAAAAAAAAUCUCUUGAUGUGCAGUAGGAAGAUGCUUUAUGCAGCAUUGUACUUAUGUAGCCUAAUGGAAAAAUUGCAGCAAAUUGCCUGGUUCUCUGGCCUUGUUGUGUGAGCAAAUGCCUGAGUAGAAAAUAGCUCGCUGUCUGCACCUGUCAGCUGAAUCAGUGGCUUUCUGCAGAAUAUCUGGAGUAUACUUGCAUACUAACUCUCUGUAUUUGUCUGAAUACAGCUGCCUGAACAACUGAAUACUUCAGUUCUGUCUCCCAUUUUAUUGAACACCUAUAUGCCAAUAAAAUUCAGUGCAAACC